Messenger RNA from Penicillium mononematosum, 735 nucleotides. RefSeq lists its product as uncharacterized. NCBI's taxonomy places the organism in Eukaryota, Fungi, Ascomycota, Eurotiomycetes, Eurotiales, Aspergillaceae. The record is from RefSeq and is a predicted model, not a curated record. The transcript is spliced from 2 exons. The coding region runs from base 1 to 735 and encodes 244 amino acids.
AUGUGUCAAGACGAGACCGCUCUUAAUGGCUGGACCAGCGUACCAGCUAACGCUGGCGCUAUCUUCAAUGAACAACGUUUGAUCAAUGAACCUGAACCACUUUCGCUUGAUCAGAUCCCGUUUCCAUAUGAUGAUUCUGCAGUCGCGAAGACACUAGACUACGUGAAACGGGUCCUUCAUCCCGAGACUCUUAACCACUCAAUGAGAGUUUACUACUAUGGCAUGGCAAUCACCAAGCUGCAUUUUCCGGACAUCUUCGCCAAACUUAGCCCCAGCACUUGGGCCUUGACUACCUUGUUGCACGAUUUGGGUACUGCUGAAGAGAACCUGACUGCGACUCGGAUGUCUUUCGAUAUAUAUGGCGGUAUCAAGGCGUUGCAAGUUUCGAAGGGCUUCGGUGCAACUUCCGAUCAAGCCGAAGCCGUCGCCGAAGCGAUCAUCCGCCACGAGGAUAUGGGAGUUGACGGCACCAUCACUUACAUUGGUCAGUUGAUCCAGUUAGCUACGACCUAUGACAAUACCAGCAUUCAUCCACAUGUGAGGAAUUUUGAGAACAUGGUUCAUCCCGCAACUCGGGAAGAAGUUGUCAAGGCCCAUCCCCGCCUGCUCUGGAGUGAGUUCUUCGCCCGUACUAUUCGGAAGGAGGAAUCCAUUAAGCCUUGGUGCCACUCGACUCAUCUUGUCAAUUUUGCGGAGGAGAUUGAGGGCAAUACUUUGAUGAAGAAAUGGGAAUAA